AUGCAUAAGCCUAAACUGAAGCCUAAGGAUAUUUCUAAGUUAAAGCUCAAACCUGUGGUUAAAUUUGUUCAGAAGUAUAAGCCUAAGCAUUACUAUAACCUUAAUCCUAAACAAAAGAUUAAGCCUAAGAUUGGGCCUGAGCUAAAGCCUAACUCUAAGCCUAAUCCUAAGCUUAAAUCUAAGCCUAAGCCCAAGCGUAAGCAAAAGCCUAAGCCCAAGCCUAAGCCUAAUUCAGAGCCUAAGGCUAAGCCUAGGCCUAAGCCUGAGCCUAAGCCUAAGCCUAAGCCUAAGCCUAAGCCUAAGCCUAAGCCUAAGUUUAAGCCUAAGCCUAAGUCUAAGCCUAAGCCUAAGCCUAAACCUUAA
This is a messenger RNA of Bursaphelenchus okinawaensis, 363 nucleotides long. Lineage: Eukaryota; Metazoa; Nematoda; Chromadorea; Rhabditida; Aphelenchoididae. The record is from the annotation of a GenBank genome assembly.